GUUAAAGACGAAAUCGUGGCACCAAAGUAGAACACAGCACGGGCUCCUUUUUCUCUUCCUGAGUGGGUGUCUCAGAGGAUGUGGGCUCAGCUGAUUUGAGUUAAACUAAAGUAAGCAUCACCCCCUGUACCUACAGUCCUGAGGGCCCACUGGGGAGGAAGAGGGGAUCUCUGGCCCUCGAGAGAGGAAGGCUCCCCAGUCCAGGCUUCUCCGGAGCAGCUAGUGGGAGCCCGGCUGUUUGAGGUUUGAGGGCAGAGCUCAGCCUGGCUGGACAGUCAGAGGAGAGCCAGGUUCCCCCUUCGCCGCUGCUCCCUGCCUGCUCCUCACCUGGCAGCAGAGAUUGGCAUCGCCUUCCUGGGGUCUGGAGGCCGAGCAAGGCGGGGGAUCAGCCCAGCUGUUUCCAGACUGAAGAUGGUGACUCAUGAGUGGGUCAAGAAAUCAAUUUAGUAGCUAACGAAAUGAUCAGAGUGCGUGACAAGUAGUAGGGGGUUUACCCACCACCAAGGAGGCCCAGCUUUCCAUACAGCUCAAGCUAUAUCCGACUACCAAGAUGGCCGCGGAGAGACCUGCCCGUUCCCUGCACCCGUGAGGGGUGAGGUGCUCUGGGGCCCAGCGAUGGGGAACGCUACCGCGGAGAACACCUCGCUGUGCAGCAUUGACCACACCAUCCACCAGACCCUGGCCCCGGUGGUCUAUGUGGCGGUGCUGGUGGUGGGCUUCCCGGCCAACUGCCUGUCCCUCUACUUCGGCUACCUGCAGAUCAAGGCCCGCAACGAGCUGGGCGUGUACCUGUGCAACCUGACGGUGGCCGACCUCUUCUACAUCUGCUCGCUGCCCUUCUGGCUGCAGUACGUGCUACAGCACGACAACUGGUCGCACGGGGACCUGUCCUGCAAGGUGUGCGGUAUCCUGCUGUACGAGAACAUCUACAUCAGCGUGGGCUUCCUCUGCUGCAUCUCCAUCGACCGCUACCUGGCCGUGGCCCACCCCUUCCGCUUCCACCAGUUCCGCACGCUCAAGGCGGCCGUGGCCGUCAGCGUGCUCAUCUGGGUCAAGGAGCUGCUGACCAGCGUCUACUUUUUCCUGCACAAGGAGGUGGUGGAGGACGGGGACAGGCACCGCGUCUGCUUCGAGCACUAUCCCCUGGAGCCGCGGCAGCGGGGCAUCAACCACUACCGCUUCCUGGUGGGCUUCCUCUUCCCGCUCUGCCUGCUGCUGGCCUCCUACCGGGGCAUCCUGCGGGCCGUGCGCCGGAGCCACGGCACCCAGAAGAGCCGCAAGGACCAGAUCCAGCGGCUGGUGCUCAGCACCGUGGUCAUCUUCCUGGCCUGCUUCCUGCCCUACCACGCGCUGCUGCUCGUGCGCAGCCUCUGGGAGGCCAGCUGCCAGUUCGCCAGGGCCAUCUUCAACGCCUACCACUUCUCCCUGCUGCUCACCAGCUUCAACUGCGUGGCCGACCCCGUGCUCUACUGCUUUGUCAGCGAGUCCACGCACAGGGACCUGGGCCGCCUCCGCGGGGCCUGCCUGGCUUUCCUCGCCUGUGCUGGGGGUGGCCGCGCCCGGGAGGCCUACCCGCUGGGCGCCGCAGACGCCUCCGGGAAAAGCGACGAGCCUGAGCUGCUGACCAGGCUCCACUCAACCUUCCAGACCCCGAACUCACCCGGAGCCGGGGGGUCCCCUGCAGGCGGCUUGGCCUAGUUCCGGCGGGGUGGGGGGAGUGUCUCACCGUCGGCAGGGGGGCUGGUGAGGGCUGAGCUUGCUGGCGACCGCUGGCCACUGCCGUUGGCCAAGGACAGGUGCCUCUUUCUGCUGGAGUGAGAACCUCUCUGGCCUGGGGAGCCCGCUCCAGCUUGCUGAACCCAGUGGGGAUGAGCCCUGGGAGUUGACGGGUACCAUCUGCUGCUGGCUGGGCUCCUGGGGAGAAGAGGGCGAAUUGUCACUUCCACGAGGUUCUUGAAGAGAAGCUGAUGGGAAGGGAUGGGUGCAGAGUGUGAGGGGCAUGGAGGAUGGGCCUGGGGCGUGAGGGCGGGUUCCUGGGUGCACAUGUGUGAGGGCCUUCCAGGGCCAUCGCCACAGAUGACACCUGUCCAGAGGCCCUGGUGCUUCCUGGAGUCACGACAUGUGAAGCUGUGUUGUCAUCCCUGACAAUUGGGCCUCACCCCUUUGUGGGAAGAGGACCGGCUGGGAGGUCGGACGGGGAGAAGGGAGGUGGGGAGGUGUUUGGGCGCUGGAAGUGUGUGGUGGGGGACAGCAAGGGGAAUGACAGCAGAGGAGAGACCCCAGCUCCAGGCUCAUCUCACGAUCAGAGGGAGAGCUGAGUGGACUUCCCAAGCCCCGGGACUGAUAGGAGACAAAGCCCAGGGCUCCCCAGAGCUCCCUGGGGCCAUGUCUGUGGUCCUUUCAAACAGCCGGUACCGAAAGCUCUGUGUCAGGACAGAGUUCCCAGCACGCAGAGUCCUGCUCAUUAGUUUUCUGUUUCCAUCUGCCCAGAAGCACCAGACGCAGAAGCUGGGGAUGUGUGUGUGUGUGUGUGUCUGUGU
Messenger RNA from Mustela erminea (ermine), 2540 nucleotides. RefSeq names its product G protein-coupled receptor 68 (gene GPR68). Gene Ontology annotation, molecular function: G protein-coupled receptor activity. NCBI's taxonomy places the organism in Eukaryota, Metazoa, Chordata, Mammalia, Carnivora, Mustelidae. Gene Ontology annotation, cellular component: membrane. The record is from RefSeq and is a predicted model, not a curated record. The coding region runs from base 616 to 1698 and encodes 360 amino acids. Gene Ontology annotation, biological process: cellular response to pH; G protein-coupled receptor signaling pathway. The transcript is spliced from 3 exons.